CUUGGACUCAGUUUCAAGCUUGCAUUCUCGACUUCACCUGCAGCGGAGGAGCGGAAGCUUUAUUGUUCGACCCCACCAGCUCGCCAGAAAUUUUUGCCGUGCAGCUAUCAGCGCGCCACCGUCGACCCUCCGCCCGAUCGCGAUUGUGAUACAGUUGUCACGCUGCUCGUGUUGCUCCUUGAUCCCUCUUUCGUGACAGACCCAUAAACCGCAGGCAAAAAUGGCGACUCCGGCUCAAGGCGAAGAGAUCAAGAAGAAUGAUCUCCCUCCCUACGAUCUCGAGGACUUGAAGGCUGUCAAGGAGGACAAGGAGCCGGAUGCGUUUGGAGAUGAGGCCCACGCCGAGGUCAAGUACAAGACGCUGAAGUGGUGGCAAUGCGGAAUGUUCAUGAUCGCAGAGUCCGUCUCGCUUGGUGUUUUGUCACUACCCGCGACGCUGACUGCGCUGGGCCUGGUGCCCGCCAUCAUUCUCAUCAUCGGAUUGGGUAUCCUCGCGCUUUACACCGGCUAUGUCAUCGGACAGUUCCGCGAACGACACCCCUCCAUCCACAACCUGGCCGAUGCGGGAGAGAUCCUGAUGGGUCGGUUUGGCCGUGAGCUCUUUGGUCUGGGGCAGAUUCUAUUCUCGAUCUUCAUUAUGGGUAGUCACAUUGUCACGUUUACGGUGAUGAUGAACACGAUCACCGACCACGGUACCUGCUCGAUGGUGUUCAGUGUGGUUGCCUUUGUGAUCUGUCUGGUUCUGUCGCUGCCCCGAACGAUCAAGAACUUGACCUACAUCUCUUGUGCUUCUUUCCUGAGUAUCUUCACCGCGGUCAUGAUCACCAUGAUUGGUGUGGGUGUGCAGUACAAGGGUGGUCAGAACAUCAGUGUCACCACCGACACGAACUUGUACCACGCCUUCAACGGUGUUACCCAGAUUGUGUUCGCUUACUGCGCCCACGUGGCCUUCUUCGGUCUGAUCGCCGAGAUGGAGGAGCCCAAGGAUUUUCCCAAGGCGUUGUGCCUGCUGCAGGGGUUCGAGAUUGCCCUUUACAUCACCGCCGCGAUUGUCAUCUACUACUUUGUGGGCAAUGGUGUCGAUUCGCCCGCUCUCGGUUCCGCGGGUCCGGUGUUGAAGAAGGUCGCUUAUGGUGUUGCGAUCCCAACGAUUGUCGGCGCGGGUGUGGUCAAUGGCCACGUCGGGUUGAAAUACAUCUACGUGCGCAUCUUCCGUCACUCCGACCGCAUGGGCAAGCGUGACUUCGUCGCGGUGGGCUCCUGGAUCGCCAUUGGCGUCAGUUGCUGGGUGAUUGCCUGGAUCAUCGCCGAGGGCAUUCCCUCCUUCAGUAACAUUGUCAGUCUGAUCAGUUCCCUGUUUGCCAGUUGGUUCACCUACGGACUGUCGGGCGUAUACUGGUUGCACAUGAACUGGGGCCAGUGGUGGUCGUCUCCGCGCAAGAUUGCGCUGACCAUUCUCAACAUCUUCAUUUUCUGCAUUGGUGCCGUUAUUUGCGGGUUGGGAUUGUAUGUCUCGGGCAAGGCCAUCCACGACGAUGCUUCCAAGUCGAGCUUCUCCUGUGCCAGCAGUGCCAUUUAG
Messenger RNA from Aspergillus saccharolyticus JOP 1030-1, 1579 nucleotides. RefSeq lists its product as uncharacterized. Gene Ontology annotation, cellular component: vacuolar membrane. Gene Ontology annotation, molecular function: amino acid transmembrane transporter activity. Gene Ontology annotation, biological process: amino acid transmembrane transport. The transcript has 7 exons. The record is from RefSeq and is a predicted model, not a curated record. Lineage: Eukaryota; Fungi; Ascomycota; Eurotiomycetes; Eurotiales; Aspergillaceae. The coding region runs from base 221 to 1579 and encodes 452 amino acids.